AUGGCCAGAAUAUAUCAAAUCGACAUCAAAACUCAAGAAAUCAAACCCUCCUCGGACGACACAUAUACCGACAUGCUCGAACUAGCAGACGACCUACCCGAUUCGUCACCGAGGUACAUUCUACUAAGUUAUCCCUUGACAUUGCCCUCGGGACGGCUCUCGGUACCGUACGUGCUGAUCUACUACCUCCCCGUCAACUGCAAUCCGAACAUGCGCAUGAGCUACGCCGGCGCCGUCGAGCUCAUGCGCGGAACCGCCGAAGUGAAUCGCGUCAUCGAGAUUACGGACGCAGAGGAUUUACAGGAGAUUGAGGAGAAAUUGAAAGGUGAAGACUGA
Exophiala spinifera is the source of this 336-nucleotide messenger RNA. RefSeq lists its product as uncharacterized. Gene Ontology annotation, molecular function: Arp2/3 complex binding; actin binding. The record is from RefSeq and is a predicted model, not a curated record. The coding region runs from base 1 to 336 and encodes 111 amino acids. Lineage: Eukaryota; Fungi; Ascomycota; Eurotiomycetes; Chaetothyriales; Herpotrichiellaceae. Gene Ontology annotation, cellular component: actin cortical patch. The transcript is spliced from 3 exons. Gene Ontology annotation, biological process: actin filament debranching; negative regulation of Arp2/3 complex-mediated actin nucleation.